CCGUGCCUGUAAGUGUUUCACUCGUAGGUUCCAAUUCUUUGUUUCCCUCAAGCCCAUCAUGCGUGUCUCGUUCAAUGCCGCCUCUGCCCUUUUGGGUAUGAGCUCCUUCGUUUCUGGAUCGAUCUUGCACAAGCCUGUCGCUGUCGCUGAAAGAGCACUGGAAUAUGUCAUCAAGCCGAAGAUGGUCAUCAUCUCCAUGUUCACCCCCGAGGCAGAGAUCUGGUACGGAAUUCCGGAAUUCAACCUCUUGGCCAGAAACAUCUCCCUUCCCGGUGCCUCUCCCUUGUUCCCUCACGUCCACUGCACAGAGGAUGGAGAUGUCUGCCAGGUCAUCACCGGAGAGAGCGAGAUCAAUGCUGCCGUCACCAUCGCCUCGUUUGUGCGUAGCCCUCGCUUCGACCUGACCACCUCUUACUUCAUGGUUGCUGGUAUUGCUGGCAUCAACCCCGAGGUCGCUACCAUUUGCUCCGUCACCUUCGCUCGUUACGCCGUCCAGGUCGCUCUUCAGCACGAAUUCGACCCUCGCGACAUUCCGGGAAACUUCUCGACCGGAUACAUUCCCCUUGGCGCUACCAGUCCUUCCGAGUACCCUCUCAACAUCUACGGUACCGAGGUCUUCGAGGUUAACCAGGACCUGCAAAAGAUUGCUGCAAACUUCGCCCGCAAGGCUACACUGAACGACUCUGACGCUGCAGUCGCAUACCGCACUCUUUACGCCAACGAUGCCAUUUACGCUGCUGGUGCUUCUGCCAGCGGCCCCAGUGUUGUUGAGUGCGAUGUUGCUACCUCGGAUGUCUACUACUCCGGUCGUCUUCUCGGAGAGGCUUUCGACAAUUUCACCACCCUAAUCACCAAUGGUACCGGCAACUACUGCUCCACCGCCCAGGAGGACAACGCAACUCUUGCCGCCCUCCUCCGCGCUGCCGUCGAGCAACUCGUCGACUACAGCAGAGUCAUCGUCAUGAGAACUGCCUCUGACUUUGACCGUCCUUUCCUCGGUGGCUCGGCCACUUACAACCUCUUCGAGUCCUCUGUCCAAGGCGCUUUCUUGCCCGCCAUCAACAACCUUUACCUUGCUGGUAUCCAAGUCGUCGAGGGUAUCCUCGAUGGCUGGAAUACUACUUUUGCCCAAGGUGUCAACGCCACAAACUACGUUGGUGACAUCUUUGGUACUCUUGGUGGUGAGCCUGACUUUGGUCUCGGCGCUGAGGUCAGUGGUGAUAUCUUCAGCAAGAGAGAUGUCCUUGUCAAGAGAAACACCAAGGGAAGAAGAAACGUUCCUGUUCAUGUCCCCCGUGCUUGAGCUCGUCGUCAAAAGACGGGCUGCGAUGCCGUGUCAAUACACAUAAUGUCUGCUUAAUGGCAAACAAUCGUAAAAUAUGUACAUAUCACAUAAUGUCUACGCCUGACCAUGUUGGCUGGUUGCAUAAUUAAAUAGCGUUGUAAACUUACGUCCGUUCAAAGCCUGACUCAAUGUGAUUAUCUUUUGCUCGCU
Molecule: messenger RNA, 1495 nt
Organism: Aureobasidium subglaciale EXF-2481
Lineage: Eukaryota; Fungi; Ascomycota; Dothideomycetes; Dothideales; Saccotheciaceae
Exons: 1
Coding region: 59-1303 (414 amino acids)
Biological process (GO): transmembrane transport
Cellular component (GO): endoplasmic reticulum
Source: RefSeq, a predicted model, not a curated record